AUGCUGAACCAUUUGCACACGGCCGCGGCGGCGUCGUUGGGGGAGGACCCGAUUGAAAACUUCCCGGCAGUUCUUGCAGUUCCAGCAGGGACCGGUGAGCAUGAGCGUGCAGCGUAUGAGAAGAUAGCGAACAGUGCGGGCUUCACUGUAUUUGCCGCCAUCGACGAGCCUGUGGCUGCGUUGCAUGCCGUGGAGAGGUGUGCGGUUCAAGAGCUGAAAAGUACCGAUGCAUUGUCGGGCAGAGGACCUAUCGCAGUAUUCGACAUUGGUGGAUACGUCUCGACAGUCUCAUUGCUCGAGAAGGAGCGUCGAGGCAGCGGGUUCAACCUACUUCACACGCUGUCGACUCAAAGGGUUUCAGGGCAUCAAGUGAACGAGCUCCUGUUUCGUUCGGUGGUCAAGAAGUUUGAGGAGGAACACGGCAUCGAUUUGUCCGUCGACUACAUGGCCAGCUAUCGAAUUUUGGAGGCUGUGGAGGCUGCGAAGAUCGAGCUGUCAAGCCGUGUGAGCACAGACAUCAACCUGCCGUUCAUCACCGCUGACCAAAAGGGCGCGAAACACUUAGUGCACAAGGUCACCUCAUUUGACCUCGCGCGGAUCCAGGAAGGCCCAGCCCAGCAAUCGAUUGAGCUGUGCACCCGUGCGCUUGAUGACGCAGGCGUUUCGAAGAAGGAGCUGAGCGCGCUGGUACUGGUUGGGGGAGGUGCCAAGUCCGAGUUCAUGCGUCAGCAGCUCGAGUCUUUCUUCGAGCAGUCAGCUUUCAACACGAAGAGCUUCCGUCCCGAAGAAGCCGUGGUCUUAGGAGCCGCUGAGUAUGGCCGCAAACUGGUGCAGGAGUAUUAA
Phytophthora sojae is the source of this 843-nucleotide messenger RNA. RefSeq lists its product as hypothetical. The transcript has a single exon. Lineage: Eukaryota; Oomycota; Peronosporomycetes; Peronosporales; Peronosporaceae. Gene Ontology annotation, molecular function: ATP-dependent protein folding chaperone; ATP binding. Gene Ontology annotation, cellular component: cytosol. Bases 1 to 843 code for a protein of 280 amino acids. The record is from RefSeq and is a predicted model, not a curated record.